Messenger RNA from Quercus lobata, 1130 nucleotides. RefSeq names its product nuclear transcription factor Y subunit B-1-like. The transcript has 8 exons. Bases 225 to 728 code for a protein of 167 amino acids. Lineage: Eukaryota; Viridiplantae; Streptophyta; Magnoliopsida; Fagales; Fagaceae. Gene Ontology annotation, cellular component: CCAAT-binding factor complex; nucleus. Gene Ontology annotation, biological process: regulation of transcription by RNA polymerase II. The record is from RefSeq and is a predicted model, not a curated record. Gene Ontology annotation, molecular function: protein heterodimerization activity; RNA polymerase II cis-regulatory region sequence-specific DNA binding; DNA-binding transcription activator activity, RNA polymerase II-specific.
CUCAUUCUCAUUCUCUCUCUAUCUUCUCCAGCGUCCGAUCACUCUCUCCCCCUUAAAAUCCUUUUGUUUUUAUAAAUAAAAUAAAAUUUCAAUUCCACCAAUCCAACCCCUCCCUCCUCUCCUCUCCUCUCUCUCUCUCUCUUCAACGCGCGCCAAAUACAAAACUAACUAAAACCACUUCAGUGAUCUGUUCUAGGGUUUUGAAUUUUUGCUGCGAGCGUGGAAUGGCGGAGGCUCCGACGAGUCCGGCCGGCGGGAGCCACGACAGCGGCGGAGAGCAGAGCCCGCGCUCGACGGGCGGGGUGCGAGAGCAGGACCGGUAUUUGCCGAUCGCCAACAUAAGCAGGAUCAUGAAGAAGGCGUUGCCGGCUAAUGGCAAGAUCGCUAAGGACGCCAAGGACACCAUGCAAGAAUGCGUCUCUGAAUUCAUCAGCUUCAUCACUAGCGAAGCGAGCGAUAAGUGCCAGAAGGAGAAGAGGAAGACCAUUAAUGGUGAUGAUUUGUUGUGGGCAAUGGCCACGUUAGGGUUCGAGGACUAUAUCGAACCCCUGAAGGUUUACCUAGCUAGGUAUAGGGAGUUAGAAGGUGACUCCAAAGGGUCUGCUAGGGGUGGAGAUUCUUCUGCAAAAAGAGACGCGGUUGGAGGUCUGGUUGCUCAAAAUCCGCAGUUUGCGCAUCAUGCGUCAUUGAACUACAUUAACUCCCAAUUUGCUGAUGCUGAAGGUUAGGGCCAUAUCCAGAUCUUCCCUCCCAGCAUCCUGUUUUGGCAGGACCAAAUUGGGUGCAGGGACAACAUGUGGUUGUUCAUUCUAUGCAAGGAAUUGAGUAGUGAGUUCUAGAUUUUCCAGAACUAUCUUUUCAGAUUCUAAUGCGGGUAAAAUUGUUUAGUUUCAGCACCAGUAGCUUUUUUUUUUUCAAAAGUGGAUUUAUCUUUCUCAUUCGAAAUACUACAUAUUUCUGGGGCUUUUGUUUUGGUUGUUGGGCCAGGGCGUUUAGGAUUGGUCCCUUCACCAGAACAGAUUUAAUAGUCUGAUAAGCACUGUAAAUUUGGAUCUAUCUAAUUGAGUUGCCUGACAAUUUCAAAUGCCGAAAUAUAUGGAGGUUUGAUGAGAGGACCUACCCUUAUGUUU